CACAACCCCCCCAUCCACCUCAACAUACCACCCUUCACCUUUUUGCUAUCUCAAGCUCCAUAACUCGUCCGCAGAUUUACCUGUACAUCUCCAACUUCCACCUACACACCAUUCAAGAUGCGUGAAAUCGUUCAUCUCCAGACCGGACAAUGCGGUAACCAAAUCGGUGCUGCCUUCUGGCAAACCAUCUCGGGCGAGCACGGCCUUGAUGGAUCCGGAGUCUACAAUGGAACUUCCGAUCUCCAGCUUGAGCGUAUGAACGUUUACUUCAACGAGGCUUCCGGCAACAAGUACGUUCCCCGUGCUGUCCUCGUCGAUUUGGAGCCCGGUACCAUGGACGCUGUCCGUGCCGGCCCAUUCGGACAACUUUUCCGCCCCGACAACUUCGUUUUCGGUCAAUCCGGUGCUGGUAACAACUGGGCCAAGGGACAUUACACUGAGGGUGCCGAGCUUGUCGACCAGGUUCUUGAUGUUGUCCGCCGUGAGGCUGAGGGCUGUGACUGCCUUCAGGGUUUCCAGAUCACCCACUCCCUGGGUGGUGGAACUGGUGCCGGUAUGGGUACGCUUUUGAUCUCCAAGAUCCGCGAGGAGUUCCCCGACCGCAUGAUGGCCACCUUCUCCGUUGUCCCAUCGCCAAAGGUCUCCGACACCGUUGUCGAGCCAUACAACGCCACCCUCUCCAUCCAUCAGCUUGUCGAGAACUCCGACGAGACCUUCUGUAUCGAUAACGAGGCCCUCUACGAUAUCUGCAUGAGGACCCUCAAGCUCACCGCCCCAUCCUACGGUGACCUGAACCACCUGGUCUCCGCCGUCAUGUCCGGUGUCUCCACCAGUCUCCGUUUCCCCGGCCAGCUUAACUCUGAUCUCCGCAAAUUGGCAGUCAACAUGGUGCCUUUCCCCCGUCUCCAUUUCUUCAUGGUUGGAUUCGCUCCUCUCACCAGCCGUGGCGCCCACUCUUUCCGUGCCGUCACCGUCCCAGAGCUCACCCAGCAGAUGUUCGACCCCAAGAACAUGAUGGCCGCCUCCGACUUCCGCAACGGUCGCUACUUGACCUGCUCUGCCAUCUUCCGCGGAAAGGUCUCCAUGAAGGAGGUCGAGGACCAGAUGCGCAACGUCCAGAACAAGAACUCCUCUUACUUCGUUGAGUGGAUCCCCAACAACGUCCAGACCGCUCUCUGCUCCAUCCCACCCCGUGGCCUCAAGAUGUCCUCCACCUUCGUUGGUAACUCCACCUCCAUCCAGGAGCUCUUCAAGCGUAUCGGUGACCAGUUCACUGCUAUGUUCAGGCGCAAGGCUUUCUUGCAUUGGUACACUGGUGAGGGUAUGGACGAGAUGGAGUUCACUGAGGCUGAGUCCAACAUGAACGAUCUCGUCUCCGAGUACCAGCAGUACCAGGAGGCCUCCGUCUCCGAGGGAGAGGAGGAGUACGAGGAGGAGCUCCCAGUUGAUGAGGAGUAAAGUGUCUACUUGUUAUGACUUGAUGAGAAUUUUGGCUGUUGCAAAGUCCUCAGUCAAAUCUAUCGUAGCAGGGGAUGUGUCCGGAAUUAAUUGUUAUUUUCAAAUGUUUGGUCUUUGAGAGCGCUUCUUUACUUCAGGCGAAGACAAUUGCGAACGCAAAGAAUACCUACCUCUUGAGGUUUUAACUAGAGCGAGAAUCAAUGAAAACACUCGUAUCUUAUAG
Messenger RNA from Pseudogymnoascus verrucosus, 1681 nucleotides. It is a transcript of the gene TUB2, whose product is annotated as Tubulin beta chain (Beta tubulin). Gene Ontology annotation, biological process: mitotic cell cycle; microtubule cytoskeleton organization. Gene Ontology annotation, molecular function: GTP binding; GTPase activity; structural constituent of cytoskeleton. Gene Ontology annotation, cellular component: microtubule; cytoplasm. Bases 118 to 1458 code for a protein of 446 amino acids. The transcript has 6 exons. NCBI's taxonomy places the organism in Eukaryota, Fungi, Ascomycota, Leotiomycetes, Thelebolales, Thelebolaceae. The record is from RefSeq and is a predicted model, not a curated record.